Acipenser ruthenus (sterlet) is the source of this 4960-nucleotide messenger RNA. RefSeq names its product eukaryotic translation initiation factor 3, subunit 10 (theta) (gene eif3s10). The transcript has 24 exons. The record is from RefSeq and is a predicted model, not a curated record. Gene Ontology annotation, biological process: formation of cytoplasmic translation initiation complex; translation reinitiation. Gene Ontology annotation, cellular component: multi-eIF complex; eukaryotic translation initiation factor 3 complex, eIF3e; eukaryotic translation initiation factor 3 complex, eIF3m. Lineage: Eukaryota; Metazoa; Chordata; Actinopteri; Acipenseriformes; Acipenseridae. Gene Ontology annotation, molecular function: translation initiation factor activity; mRNA binding. The coding region runs from base 144 to 4028 and encodes 1294 amino acids.
AGCGUCACGUGCGCCGGUCCUUUUCCCCGGAUCUUGUCAGAGCGGGUCUGCAGCCGGGCGGCGCAGGUGGACAUGUUGAACCGAUUUUUCUGAAUUUUAUACUUGUUUGAAGCUGAAUAAUAUCCCACAAGCGAUCGUGAACCAUGCCGGCAUACUUCCAGCGUCCCGAGAACGCCCUGAAAAGGGCGAACGAGUUUCUUGAGGUUGACAAAAAGCAGCCAGCCCUCGACGUUCUUUAUGACGUGAUCAAGAGCAAAAAGCAUCGAACAUGGCAGAAGAUCCACGAGCCGAUCAUGCUCAAGUACCUGGAGCUCUGUGUGGACCUCCGCAAGAGCCACCUGGCCAAGGAAGGCUUGUACCAGUACAAGAACAUCUGCCAGCAAGUGAACAUCAAGUCCUUGGAGGAUGUUGUCAGGGCUUAUCUUAAGCUGGCUGAAGAGAAGACUGAGACUGCAAAGGGGGAGUCCCAGCAGAUGGUGCUUGACAUUGAGGAUCUGGAUAACAUUCAGACACCAGAGAGUGUGCUGCUGAGCGCUGUCAGUGGGGAGGAUACCCAGGACCGAACAGACCGCCUGCUGCUGACUCCCUGGGUCAAAUUCCUGUGGGAAUCGUACAGACAGUGCUUGGACCUGCUCAGGAACAACUCCAAGGUGGAGCGCCUCUACCAUGACAUUGCUCAGCAAGCCUUCAAGUUCUGCCUGCAGUACACCCGUAAAGCAGAGUUCCGCAAGCUGUGUGAUAACUUGAGGAUGCACCUGGGGCAGAUCCAGCGCCACCACAACCAGAGCACAGCCAUCAACCUGAACAACCCUGAGAGCCAGUCCAUGCACCUGGAGACCAGGCUGGUCCAGCUGGACAGUGCCAUCAGCAUGGAGCUCUGGCAGGAAGCCUUCAAGGCAGUAGAGGAUAUCCAUGGCCUGUUUGCUCUGUCCAAGAAGCCACCCAAACCCCAGUUAAUGGCAAACUACUACAACAAAGUGUCUACUGUUUUCUGGAAGUCUGGCAAUGCUCUCUUCCAUGCAUCAACCCUGCACCGGCUCUACCACCUCUCCAGAGAAAUGAGAAAGAACCUCACCCAGGAGGAGAUGCAGAGGAUGUCUACCCGUGUGCUGCUGGCAACCUUGUCCAUUCCUAUCACCCCUGAACGUACUGACAUUGCCCGUCUUUUGGAUAUGGACGGCAUCAUUGUAGAGAAACAUCGACGCUUGGCAACGCUUUUGGGUCUGCAGUCCCCACCUACCCGUCAAAGCCUGAUUAACGACAUGGUGAGAUACAAUCUGCUGCAGUAUGUUAUUCCAGAUGUGAAGGAGCUGUAUAAUUGGUUGGAGGUGGAAUUUCACCCACUGAAACUGUGUGACAGAGUAACUAAGGUUUUAAACUGGGUGAGAGACCAGGCUGAGAAGGAUUCUGACCUCCAGCAUUACGUGCCCCAUCUGCAGGGCAACACUAUUCUAAGACUGCUCCAGCAGGUGGCUCAGAUCUACCAGAGCAUUGAGUUCAGCCGUCUGGCCUCCCUUGUCCCCUUCGUUGAUGCCUUCCAGCUGGAGCGCUCGAUCGUCGAUGCUGCCAGACACUGUGACUUGCAGGUGCGUAUCGAUCAUACCUCCCACACGCUGAGCUUUGGCUCAGACUUGAACUACUCUGCUAAAGAGGACUCCCCGGUGGGCCCCUUCCUGCAGAACAUGCCCUCUGAACAGAUCAGGAACCAGCUCACCGCCAUGUCUUCUGCCCUGGCCAAGGCUAUUGAUGUGAUCAAACCUGCAGCCAUACUGCAAGAACGUGAGGACCAGAAGCAACUGGCCAUUGCCGCCUACUUGAAGAACUCUCGGAAGGAGCACCAGCGUGUCCUGGCCCGUCGGCAGACCAUCGAGGAGCGCAAGGAGCGCCUGGAGAACCUCAACAUCCAGCGCGAGAAGGAGGAGUUGGAGCAGCGCGAGGCGGAGCUGCAGAAGGUGCGCAAGGCAGAGGAGGAGCGCCUGCGUCUGGAAGCCAAGGAGCGCGAGAAGGAGCGCAUCAUGCAGGAGCAUGAGCAGAUCAAGAAGAAGACUGUGCGCGAGCGACUCGAGCAGAUCAAGAAGACAGAGCUGGGAGCCAAGGCCUUCAAAGACAUUGACAUCGAGGAUCUUGAAGAACUGGAUCCAGAUUUCAUCAUGGCAAAACAGGUACAACAGCUGGAGAAAGAAAAGAAAGAACUUCAAGAACGCUUGAAGAACCAGGAAAAGAAGAUUGACUACUUUGAGAGAGCCAAACGCCUGGAAGAAAUCCCUCUGAUUAAGAAAGCUUAUGAAGAACAGCGAGUGCAAGACAUGGAGCUGUGGGAGCUACAGGAGGAGGAGAGGAUAAGCAACAUGCAAGUGGAGCGUGAGAAGGCUCUGGAGCACAAGCAGAGAUUGUCGAGAAUGAUGCAAGACAAAGACAACUUUGUCUCCAAGAUCACGGCUGCACGCCAGUCUGUCUAUGAGGAAAAGCUGAAGCAGUUCCAAGAGCGUUUCGUUGAAGAGAGGAAACAGCGUUUGGAGGAUCGCAAGAAACAGCGAAAAGAAGACCGGCGCAACAUGUACUACCGGGACAAAGAGGAGGAGGAACAGCGGCUGCAUGAAGAGCAACUUAAGAGAGAGCGUGAAGAGAGGGAGCGUGUUGAGCUGGAGCAGCGUGAGGAGGAGGAGCGAGAGUACCAGGAGAAGCUGCGCAAGCUGGAGGAGCAGGAGAGGAAGCAGCGAGCGCGGCAGCUCGAGAUUGAGGAGAGAGAGCGCCGCAGAGAGGAGGAGAAGAGGGUGCCAGAGGACAAGCCGCUUUCAAGGGAUUCAAAUCCACGCUGGGCUGACAAAGAAGAGGGAGGUGGUGGCGGAGGCGGUGGCUGGAGAAAGCGCACUGAUGGCGGAGAGUCUGAGUGGAGACGUCCUGGGACCGGCACUGACAAUAGGGAAGAAGGCCGGGAAGAUGAGAAACCUGCAUUCCGUCGAGACGAUGACCGUGAGCCUCCCUUCCGACGGGGUGGAGAUGAUAGGGGCCCCAGGAGAGGGUUUGAGGACGAGCGGGGUCCUCGGCGGGGCUUUGAUGAGGACAGGGCUCCCAGGAGGGCGCUAGAUGAUGACCGGGGCCCCAGGAGAGGGUUUGACGAGGACAGGGCUCCUAGGAGAGGGGCUGAUGAGGAUAGGGGACCAAGGAAAGGGGCGGAUGAAGACUGGGGUCCUAGAAGAGGAGGAGAUGAUGACAGGGGCCCAAGAAGAGGUGGAAGGGGCAUGGACGACGACCAAGGACCUCGCCAUGGAGACGAUUCCAAACCUUGGAAACCGCUGGGCAAAACAGUAACUUCCAAAUGGAGUGAGGAAAGCCCGAGUGAACCAGUCGUAAAACUUGGUGGCUGGAGAGAGAGGGAGAAAGCUCGUGAAGAGAGCUGGGCUCCCCCCCGUGAUAUGGGGGGCUCUGAAGAGAGUGACGAGCGGGAGCCUGACCGAGAGCGCCGUCCUCCAAGGGAGGAGGGCAGCAGUGCCUGGAGGAGGGGAGGCACUGAAGAGUCGAGUGGCUGGAGGGACUCCCCCCGCAGUGACGCUUGGGAAGACAGGCGCAGCAACAGGCGUGAUGACCACCGUGACGUGAGAGACAAGCCUGAUGAGCGAGACCGCAGGGGCCCACCCAGAGCAGAGCGUGGCGAAGUACCAUCGAAAUGGAAAGCAGACGAGACCAGUGAAAACAACGAAAGACCUGCGAGCAGCUGGAGGCGCGGUGGCGAGGAGCGCAAGGAGGAGAGAGACACCCCUCGCCGAGGAGCCCCUCCUUCCAGGGAGAAGGAGCGAGAGAGACCCGCUGGGGAGGGCAGCGUCUGGAGGGCUGAGAAGGAGCGAGAGAGACCCGCUGGGGAGGGCAAUGCCUGGAGGGCUCAGAAGGAGCGAGAGAGACCUGCUGAGAAGGAGCGAGAGAGACCUGCUGGGGAGGACAGCGCCUGGAGGGCUGACAAAGACAAAGAAGCUUCACGGCGCGCCAAAAUGGAAACCGAUGAUGACGGCUGGACCACUGUCCGUCGUUAAUACAAUCUUGUCCUUUGCUGCAUCUUUUUAGUGUUGGAGUGGGCAUUCUGAAAAAUAAAAACCUGUGCCACAAAGCAUCUUAGAUCUUAAAGAACGGUGGUUUGCUAUGCUAACAUUUAAAGCAAAGUAAUUUCUGAUAAUUGAUCGUGCACGGUUUUUAUGCAGCAAGUAAUGUGAAAAUAUACUGAUGCAGAAUGACCUGUUGCGUUGUGUAGGCUGUUGCCUUUAUUGAAUCACAUUUCACAUAUCUUACUAAAUGUGUAUCUUACAAAAGCAGCUUAAUAAAACUUUGUUUGGACAUUUAAUAAUUAAAAGACUUCCAAUGAUUGAGUGUACAAGGUUAUGUUUUUUUUUGUGAAUUUUUUGUGUUAAACUGCAAAGGUGUGGUGCAUAACAUAAACAGUCUGCCUAAUUAUUUAAAUGUUCUAUAUUAAGUUGUUACAGCAGAAUUGGACAUAAUCUUUCUAAAUUCAAGGUGGUACAAAAUGUUGAUUAGUAGUCGUCAGACAUAUGAAGCAUACUGAUAAUCCUGGUAAUUUUACUUGUUGCUGAUUUUACAUUUAACAUCUGAAUUUACAGAGUUGAUUUUCAUGACACAUGAGGUUUAUAAUACAUCAGCAUGAAUAUUUAAAUUGGAUCCUUGCUAUGCCAAUAUUUUCUAUUGCCCAUGGUGAAAUUGUUCCAUUUAAAUAUUAUGUACUUUAAAAUCAAAUCAAACAUUUGUGGUUUUUGAAAGCUGUAGUAUAAGACCUGAUCUGGCAGUUUUGGAUCUUUGUCUUGAGUAAUGCUUAACUUUCAUAAAUAUGUAGUAAUAAUGCUGUUGGCUUUAAAAAAUGUAAAUGAAUAAACAAACAUGACUCGGUUGCAUGCUUCUGGUCCUGUUUAAACCAACGCAGUGUAUUCUUUUGUUUCUAAUAAAUCAAUUACACAUU